Drosophila hydei is the source of this 4081-nucleotide messenger RNA. RefSeq lists its product as uncharacterized. Lineage: Eukaryota; Metazoa; Arthropoda; Insecta; Diptera; Drosophilidae. The record is from RefSeq and is a predicted model, not a curated record. Gene Ontology annotation, cellular component: dendritic spine; cytoplasm; plasma membrane. The coding region runs from base 214 to 3747 and encodes 1177 amino acids. Gene Ontology annotation, biological process: chemical synaptic transmission. The transcript is spliced from 11 exons. Gene Ontology annotation, molecular function: protein binding.
UGAAAUAGUCCAUCACUAACGGCUUCUACUUUUUUUAUCGAGUUAUAAAUGCAUUUACUACCAGGAAGAAAGUGAAUAUGUAUUAAAUGGCAACUGACUCCAAGCAUAGCAUGUCAGCGGCAGUUGAAUUUACCACUGGCUGCUGAAAGGUAGACUUAAGACUUGCGCAACAAAGCGUCGUCAGGAGUAGUUGACUAUCAGGCAACGCUUGAGAUGAAUUCGUGCAGCGACAGUAGCAACGAGUCCAUGGAGCGGAAUGUCAAUCAUGUUGCAUCGGGCGCUCACUCGGAGCUGCACAUGAACUUUGGCGCAGCGUGCAAGCCAGUUUCACAGGAGCGUUACGUCUGGGAGAUGCGCACACGUAGCCCAAAUGUGACGCCAGCUAGUACUGUGUUAAACUCACCGGAUCUGAACGCUGAGCUGCAGUAUGCGCCAAUGCAUCAUCACCAGGCAUUUGAGCGGGUGUCGCCGCCGCAUCAACUGCCUGGAUACAUGUCCUCGCAGCACCAACAACAGCAGCAGCAGCAGCAGCAACAGCAGUCGGGGUACUAUUACCAGCGUCCGCAUCCACACCAGAUACGCUUGGGCCGCAGCCCAGGCAGCAGUCAGUUUGAGCCAGAGGGGAUAGCGAGUCCCGGCUCGCCAACAGAUGUGGGGAAAGCCGAUGGGCAGUGUUUGCGCGAUGGCGAGAUUGUUGUGUUUGACGACAUCGACACAAACUGGAUGAAUAAAUCGGCAGCACUAACAGCCGCAGAAAAGGACAGCAAUGAGGACGUUCUAAAGGUCACCAAGAUGAUUGGCCAACUGCCCAUAGCCGAAUAUGAGGGCUCCCCGCGUCGUUUUGGCAACCAGCAAGUGGCUGCCAAGGGUGUUGGCUUUCCAAGGCGAGCACCUGGCUUUCCACAACGGGUCUCACCUAUCAAACAACGAUUGGAUAAUAACGGUAAAUCAUCCGUUGGCAAUCUUAUCGAUCUGAUAGAUCACGAGGGUACGUCCGCAACGGCAACCUCGAAGACACCCACUUUUGAUUAUCUGUACGAGUUCUCUGAGACUCGUAAAGUGCUUGAGGAGUUCUUCAAAGGCAACCCCGAUGACGACGAGAAACGAUUUACGGACUACACAACGGAAAGUGGAGACGACGUGGCCAGUUCGGACACACAGCCGCGCGUGUGCGAUGUGGAUAAACAUGUCGAGCAAGCCUACAUUGGCCAACGACUAGCUAGAAUACCCAAAGACGAACUCUACAUGGUCCAUCGUUCGCCCAGGAUGCAGCCAAGCGAACACAAUGCCUACCAGGAGCACAACGACAUCGAGCUGUACAUCGAUUCGAACAGUCGCAGUAGCGGCGACCUGGCCGACACAGAAUUGGAGGCGAAUCUGCGACGACAUUCGCGUAAUUUUACGCUGUCGCCAGAGACGACGGAUUACGAUUCGAAUUGUGGCGAUUUGGACAGCCUAUCGAAUGAUAUCAACUGCACCACAACCGAUUAUGGCAAGCUCUACACCAGCAUGCCGGUGCUAGAGGAUGGACUUAGCAGUGGUCAUGCCUCGGAUACUGAGAACAAUGUAUCCGUCGUCUGCGACAAGCCGCAGCAACCUCAAACACAGCUUCAGCCGCAAGAGCAGCUUAGCCAAAUUAAUCCUGAGCACGAGCACAAUGGCAACAGCGACAGCGAGCGACUACAGAACGAACACAACGGCGUCGGACCGACAGAGGCAGUAGCGGCAGAUAACGCGCAGCCAAUCGAGUUUGUAACAGCGCUGCCAGCGCAAACGCCGUUGCCUGUAUCGCCAACGGCCACGCCACCGCCGGAGCAAUAUGAAGAGCCGCAGCCACAACUGCAGCUUAUCGAUGGCAAUAAUGCUGAUAGCGACAAUCCCGCAGACACACACUACGGUCCAGUUUACGCAGCAGCCAUGGCAGCAACUGCAAAUGCGACUGUGACAGCUGGCAACAAGCCAGCAGUAAUCGCACCGCCAGUCGAGAUACAAGAGGCCAUGAAAGAGAUACGUUCAGCGUUGCAGCGCGCCAAAUCACAGCCGGACAAACUGAAGUUCUGCGAUGAAGUGCUGCCCGCGGAUCCGGAUUCGCCGGUGUGGGUGCCACGCAAGAACGCAACAACAACGGCAACGGCUACGCGCCACGACGAGGAGGAAGCCGACACUGACCUUGAAACGGAUCGGCUACUAGGCGAGAAGGAUUUCUUUGCAGAACAGACCCUGGCACUAGCUGGAGCCGCUGACAACAAUGCCAACGGCUUGAUCAAUAACAACAGCAGCAGCCUAAAUAUCAGCGACAACAAUAGCAAUCCCAAGCCGCAAACGUACUCGUCGGCCACCAUACGGCAGGGCAUCGGCACCUCGUUAACACACAACUCUCCGGACAUUUGCCAGAUUGUGGGCAAUGCGGAUGUCUCGAUCAGCUCGCCGGAGAAACUGCAAUAUACAAAGAGUCCAACGGGAUCAAUCAAGUCGAUAAAAGAUGCGGCCAACAGCGACAAGAAAACCCAUUCGCGAAAUAAGGAAGGUUUCUUGGAACCCAAAGUGCUUAUUGAAGGCGUACUUUUUCGUGCCCGUUAUUUGGGAUCCACGCAGCUAGUGUGCGAGGGUCAGCCGACCAAGUCGACGCGUAUGAUGCAAGCCGAGGAGGCCGUAUCCCGCAUAAAGGCUUUGGCGCCAGAAGGCGAGAGUCAGCCAAGCACCGAAGUGGAUCUGUUCAUAUCAACCGAGAAGAUAAUGGUGCUUAAUACGGACCUCAAGGAAAUCAUGAUGGAUCACGCUUUGCGUACCAUCUCCUAUAUAGCCGAUAUUGGCGAUUUGGUAGUGCUUAUGGCGCGACGACGCUUCAUACCCAAUGGGGGUGGUGUUGUCGUUGAUUCCCUUUCGACUUCGAGCCCUGGCGAGACCAUCGAGGGCGAGACGUUGAAGGAGAACGGCGGCAACAACAAAGAGACCGGCUCAUCCAAUAAACACAAUCGCACGCCCAAAAUGAUAUGCCACGUAUUCGAGAGUGAUGAGGCACAGUUUAUAGCCCAGUCCAUUGGACAGGCGUUUCAAGUAGCCUACAUGGAGUUCUUGAAGGCCAACGGCAUUGAAAAUGAGAAUUUGGCUAAGGAAAUGGAUUACCAAGAGGUGCUUAACAGUCAAGAGAUAUUCGGCGAUGAGCUGGAGAUAUUCGCCAAAAAAGAGCUGCAGAAGGAAGUGGUUGUGCCCAAGGCGAAGGGCGAAAUUCUGGGCGUUGUAAUUGUGGAAAGUGGCUGGGGCUCAAUGCUGCCAACGGUGGUUAUCGCCAAUCUUAUGUCCGGUGGUGCAGCCGCUCGCUGCGGCCAGUUAAACAUUGGAGAUCAGCUAAUUGCCAUUAACGGCAUGAGUCUUGUCGGUCUACCGCUAUCCACCUGCCAGACCUAUAUACGCAAUGCCAAAAAUCAAACUGCCGUCAAGUUUACCGUAGUGCCCUGUCCGCCUGUCGUUGAGGUGAAAAUUCUGCGUCCCAAGGCGCUCUUUCAGCUUGGCUUCAGCGUGCAAAACGGCGUGAUUUGCAGCCUCUUGCGUGGCGGCAUCGCUGAGCGCGGCGGUGUACGAGUUGGCCAUCGCAUCAUAGAGAUUAACAAUCAAAGUGUGGUUGCUGUGCCCCAUGAUACCAUUGUGAAGUUGUUGUCCUCAUCUGUGGGCGAGAUUUUGAUGAAAACUAUGCCUACGUCCAUGUUUCGUCUGCUAACCGGCCAGGAGACGCCAAUUUAUAUCUAAUUCAAGCGUUAUAUAAUUAUGCUUAUGCACCUCUCAGCACAGACACUCACACGCACACACACACAGACACGCAUACGAGCAGAGAUACACAAAGAUAGCUCAAAUGUCUGUUGUUUAUACAGUCCAACAUGCCUAAAUUGAAUUAUCUGAAUGUACUUUUUAUUUAGCCAAGCACCACAAAUGACACUCAAACUCAACUAAAGUUGCAAUUACUAAAACAAGGAACUAGCCAUACUCAUCCAAUAAUACUAAGCACUCGCUGAAUGUAGCGCGCUUAAGAUUUGCUUUAUUUGAACUUUUUUUUUCUUCAAUGUUUAUUUGUUCUAUGUAUAUG